Messenger RNA from Trypanosoma theileri, 1635 nucleotides. RefSeq lists its product as uncharacterized. Lineage: Eukaryota; Euglenozoa; Kinetoplastea; Trypanosomatida; Trypanosomatidae. Bases 1 to 1635 code for a protein of 544 amino acids. The record is from RefSeq and is a predicted model, not a curated record. The transcript has a single exon.
AUGUCAGCAGGUGGGGCUUGGGAGGUUGUAGUCGAUAAGGCCGUGUUGGAAGUACUGAAGUAUCUCACUUGCACAACUACACCUUUCCUGCAGGACUCACAAACCGCCCAGCGAAUGCUCACAUUGCUUGAUAAUAGUACCAUGCGGGAUCUUCUCGUGGAGCGUAAUCACGGUGGGUUGUGUGGUAUGUUAGGCUGUGGAGGUACACCACUGUAUAGAGAGAAGAAAACAAUAGAGGGAACAGGAGUCUCUAAAAGCAGCACUACAAAUACAAAUAUGAAUAUAAACAACUUUAAAGGAAAUGUGAUGAUGUAUGAUGAUGGUGAGGAAAAGGAAGAUGAAAAUGAUGAUAGUGGGCCGAAUAGUGAAGAAGAUGAUCCCGAAGUAACAGAGACAUUUCGAAAGUAUAAAAAGUAUCGUGAACAACAAAUGAAUGUUAAUGUUGGGAAUAAUAAUAAUAAUAAUAAUCAUAAUCAUAAUACAAUCAUAAAAGAAGAGAAAAUAACUCCUUUUCGUGGUGUGCAGUUUAUAGAUCGUUUCUGUACUCCUGACUGUGCUGUGCAGUUUAAAGAGUUGAUGGAUAAUGUUCCCACAUCGCUGGUGUAUGAACGGGCGGAGGUGCUGGAGGCGAUUGCGGCUUUAUUUCCAAAUAUGAGUCUCGCCUCUCUUCAGCGACUGGCAGGGGCGGAAUCUACAGUCGUCGCUAAUAUUCAAGAAAGAGAAAAGAAGUCUAACGGAAAAGAAAAAGAAAAAGAAGUUGAAGUAUCUUCUUCUUCUCUUCAGAAGGAUAUUACUGUACAAAACAGGGAAUCCGAAAAGAUGCGAGAAGUGUUGGAAGGAAUUCGGGGCGUGGAAUGUGUGUGGGAGCGGUCCAUGCGGGAAUCCACACUUGUGAGUAGUAACAGCAAUCAUGGAAAGGAGUCGUUGCUUCCCAUGUCGUUAAUGGCAUACGACUUCUUUCUCACCAUUUCAACACCAAAAACAAAAUCUCUAUUCGCGAAAUUAUGCCGCAGAAAUAAUAAUAAUAAUAAUAAUAAUAAUAAUAAUAAUAAUAAUAAUAAUAAUAAUAAUAAUAAUAAUUGUAGUGAUACUAAUAGUUCCAAUGGUGGGAAUGUAAGGCAGGAUGAUAGGGUUUGUGUAAAGGGAGAAGGUAAUCUCUAUACACAGUGUAUGCAGCCCAUCCGUGAGAAGUGUCUAGAGAGAGUGGAACCGCAAUGGAUUGGAGAAAAGGAAGAAGAAGAAGAAACUAUUCCUUGUGUAAAUCCACUCCAGCAACAGGAGCGACUUUCUCUAUUUGCCUCUCAAAUCUUCUCUCAUCCAACCACCGCAACACUAUCACGAUUACUCUUAUAUGAUGAAGUAACACUUGUACGUCUGUGGAGUGUUUGGCAGAAUGAUGGACUUCUCACAACUCUGCGGUUUCCAUUCGCACUGCCGAGUGCCAUCACGGCUGGGAGUUCAACGGCGACGGGUGUUUUCUUCGCUCUUGUGAUGGCCGCAGCGGCUGGUCUCUGCACACCGCAGGGAUGGACGGAGUGGCAACAGCGAGAUAAUGCAUUGGAGGAAGUCCUUCAGGCAUUACAUGUUACCGUGGAGGACUUUGUGGCCUGUGUGCGGGCACUCGUGUUGGAUUAA